Molecule: messenger RNA, 2847 nt
Organism: Saccharomyces paradoxus
Lineage: Eukaryota; Fungi; Ascomycota; Saccharomycetes; Saccharomycetales; Saccharomycetaceae
Gene: GPR1
Product: Gpr1p
Exons: 1
Coding region: 1-2847 (948 amino acids)
Biological process (GO): adenylate cyclase-activating G protein-coupled receptor signaling pathway
Cellular component (GO): plasma membrane
Molecular function (GO): G protein-coupled receptor activity
Source: RefSeq, a predicted model, not a curated record
AUGAUUACUGAGGGAUUUUCCCCGAAUUUUAACACGUCAAAAAGGUCGUCCCUAUUAGAAAAGAAAGCAGAUGUACUCCGACAGCUUAACACUACUACCGUUAACCAACUGCUGGGGCUACCGGGGAUGACUUCCACCUUUACAGCGCCGCAGCUGUUGCAAUUAAGGAUAAUAGCUAUAACAGCCUCUGCAGUGUCCCUUAUUGCCGGAUGCCUCGGAAUGUUCUUUCUCUCCAAAAUGGAUAAGAGAAGGAAAGUCUUCAGACAUGAUCUCAUUGCAUUUUUAAUAAUUUGCGACUUUCUUAAAGCUUUUAUUCUGAUGAUUUAUCCCAUGAUUAUCCUGAUUGAUAAUAGUGUGUACGCAAAACCUGCAUUUUUUAAUACCUUGGGCUGGUUUACAGCCUUUGCUAUUGAAGGUGCAGACAUGGCCAUAAUGAUAUUCGCCAUCCACUUUGCUGUUUUGAUCUUCAAACCCAACUGGAAAUGGCGAAAUAAAAGAUCAGGAAAUAUGGAGGGUGGCCUAUACAAAAAAAGGUCCUACAUCUGGCCCAUCACUGCUCUAGUGCCUGCCGUUCUGGCAAGCUUAGCCUUCAUUAAUUACAAUAAACUCAAUGAUGAUUCUGAGACCACUGUUGUGUUGGAUAAUAAUAACUAUAAUUUCCCCGACUCCCCCAGACAAGGUGGCUACAAACCUUGGAGUGCAUGGUGCUACUUACCGCCCAAGCCCUACUGGUAUAAAAUUGUUCUAAGCUGGGCUCCUAGGUAUUUCAUUAUUAUUUUCAUAUUCGCGGUAUACCUCAGUAUUUAUAUUUUCAUUACCAGUGAAAGUAAAAGAAUUAAAGCGCAAAUUGGAGACUUUAACCAUAAUAUACAAGAAGAAGAGAAAAAAAAAAAAAAAAUGUUUGGGCUAGGCAAUUGGGGGAAAGCCAAAUGGUAUUUCCGAUCCUAUUUUAAAUUGCCAUUGCUACAUAUUUUGAGAAAUCUAAAGAAUUUCUUCACCAUAUCGUUUGUAGAUCCAACUGAGGAAACAGACGAUUCAGGUAGCAGCAGUGGCACUUUCAAUUUUGGCCAAAGUUCCAACGAGAUACCUACGAUAUUCAAGAAAACAAAUACAGGGAGCGAUGAGAAUGUCUCGAUAAGUGGCGGGGUUCGCUUACUUGACUAUAACUCUACCAAAGCACGCAAUAUAUCCAGAUGCGCAACGUCUAAACAUCCUGAUUUGGAGAGAAAUAAAUCUUAUGAUUGUGACAAUGACAUUUCGUUUAAUCAUUCGGAAUUUAUAGCCAAGCAAAACGAGCAUAAUGUUACAUUUAGCGUUGAAAAUGAAGGGCGGGAUAGAGGAAAAAGUUCAAUGCUGGGACAUCAGACUUUUUCUUGCCCGAAUUCUCUAGAAUAUCCCCCAGCAACGUAUAAUAAUGAUAACGAUAACAACUACCGCAAGGAUGAACGUAGCAACAUCUACAACAAUAACAACAACAACAAUAAUAAUGAUAAUAAUGAUAAUAAUAAUAACAAUAACAAUAAUAAUAAUAAUAAUAAUAAUAAUGAUAAUAAUAAUGAUAACAACAACAAUAAUAAUAGUAAUGAUAAUAGCAAUAACAAUCAUAGUAAUAUUGUCAAUAAUAUUGGUGACAACAAUACUAACUCAGUCGAUAAUAUUCCUAUAGUUUCUAAUGAAGCAUUUACUCAGUGCCAAGGAUCUUCACAGGAUAGCGUAAAUAAUAAUACGAACGGAGGAGAGAAUUUGAGUUUCACUAACGUGCAACAGCACUUCCAGGCUCAAACCUACAAACAAAUGAAAAAACGUAGGGCACAAAUUCAAAAGAAUUUAAGGGCAAUAUUCAUUUACCCACUGUCAUAUAUUGCAAUUUGGCUCUUUCCCAUCAUUGCGGAUGCUUUACAAUACAAACAUGAAAUAAAGCAUGGGCCUACCAUGUGGGUGACAUACAUUGACACUUGCGUACGACCAUUAAGUUGCCUCGUCGACGUCAUUGUAUACCUUUUCAAGGAAAAACCCUGGAAUUAUUCAUGGGCCAAAACAGAAUCAAAGUACCUCAUUGAACAAUAUAUCCUAAAAGGAGAGCUUGGCGAAAAGGAAAUUCUGAAGUUUUGCCAUAGCAAUUGGGGUAAAAAGGGUUGGUACUAUCGUGGCAAGUGGAAGAGAAGAAAGUGCUGGAAGUACUCUACAAGUACUCUGAAGCGCACAUUGUGGUUUGUUGAACGCUUCUUCAAACAAUUGUUUGAGCUAAAAUUACACAUUAGUUUUUAUGAUAAUUGUGACGAUUUUGAAUACUGGGAAAACUACUAUUCAGCCAAAGACUCAAACGAUAAUAAACGCAUAGAAUCAGAUGAGACCAAAACUAAUAGUAGCGAUCGCUCUCUUCCAUCAAACUCACUUGAACUACAGACAACGCUCAAUAACAUUAGAGCCGAAGAGGUUGAAGUGCCCUUGUUUUGGAGGAUCAUUCACCAUAUUCCGAUGCUUGGCGGAAUAGAUCUUGAUGAAUUAAACAGAUCGUUGAAAAUACGGUACAAUCACGACCAUUUUUCUCUACCUGGAUUGAAAUUUGCAUUAAACCAAAAAAAAAGUCAAGAACAACAUCAAAACGCUUCAAGUAACAGUUUGAUUAAAUCGAGCUUCUUUUUAAAUAAUAUUACCACAAACGAAGAUGAGAAUAGCAUCGAAGAGAAUAAGAAUCUACGCUAUCCGGAGGCUACUAUAUCCGAAGAUUAUCUUCUCGGGCCCACAAUACCUGGUACGACUACUAAUCUAAUAAGGGGGACGCAGAACAAUAGUGAUAGUAGCGGCAUAGACUUGAUAGCCUUCUUAAAAAAUGGACCUUCAUAA